Uloborus diversus is the source of this 978-nucleotide messenger RNA. Its product is annotated as histamine H2 receptor-like. Gene Ontology annotation, biological process: G protein-coupled receptor signaling pathway, coupled to cyclic nucleotide second messenger; chemical synaptic transmission. The coding region runs from base 1 to 978 and encodes 325 amino acids. The record is from RefSeq and is a predicted model, not a curated record. Lineage: Eukaryota; Metazoa; Arthropoda; Arachnida; Araneae; Uloboridae. Gene Ontology annotation, molecular function: G protein-coupled serotonin receptor activity; neurotransmitter receptor activity. Gene Ontology annotation, cellular component: dendrite; membrane. The transcript has a single exon.
AUGGACAACCUGACUCUUAUAUUUGACGACUACAGUAUCACACCAUCGGAAACGUAUCGAAGAGGAUUCUGGAUGAGAAUAUUUGGCUCCUUUUUCACUUUGUCAAUGGGGAUAAUGAGUGUUUUGGGAAACCUCGUCGUCGUCCUCACUUAUUUCUGGGACGAGACACUCCGAAAGGCGACAGGAAACCUGUUCCUCGUCUCCCUAUCCAUAAUCGACGCAGUAACGGGACUCUUCGGCACCAUUCCUCUCUCCGCAGCCAUUGCCUGCGACUACUGGCCGUUCGGAGACAGACUCUGCAAGUUCCACAACGGUAUCUACUACUCGUGCACCAGUUCGUCCUCCCUCCACGUCCUCCUCAUCAGCAUCGACAGGGCCAUUGCCGUGACCCAACCCUUGAGAUACCCUGACAUAGUGAGCCCUAGGAGGGCCCUGCUGCUGUGCGCGCUUCUUUUCUGCAAUGGAGCCUGCGUAAUGAUAGCAGUCAUGGUGUUUGAUUUUUCCCGCUAUCACUACUCAGAGGGAACCUGUGUGUUCGACUCGAAGAUUUAUGAAACUCGAUUCAUGUCGAUACCGUCCAUUUUCGCCUACUACUUCGUCACGGCCGUCGGAAUCGGCAUCUGCAACUCUCUCAUCGUGUUCGAAGUCGUGCAGAAGAAGAAGAACAAACUGUUCAUCAAGACGGACAAAGUACCGGGAAAAGAUUCCUACAGUUCGAGGUUAAACAAGACGAUUUUGAGUAUGAUUGCCAUUGCCGUAGUCUUCUACGUCACCACAUUUCCUUACGCGAUUUUGGAGAUUGUCGAUAUUUUGUCCGAUGAGGGCGUUUCUGAGCGACUUAAUUAUUCCCUUUCGCUAUUAACUUACCUGUGCCCGGCUGUAAAUCCGUUCAUUUAUGGCAUUCUCAGAAAAGAUUAUAGAAAUGCGUACAAGAACUUUCCGAGAGUUUUAAUGCGAAAAAUUCGAGGACUGGACUGA